Entamoeba invadens IP1 is the source of this 909-nucleotide messenger RNA. RefSeq lists its product as hypothetical. The transcript has a single exon. The record is from RefSeq and is a predicted model, not a curated record. NCBI's taxonomy places the organism in Eukaryota, Evosea, Mastigamoebida, Endamoebidae. The coding region runs from base 1 to 909 and encodes 302 amino acids.
AUGAAUUUAUUUCCUAAUAUUCAAACACAAAAUUUGUUUACUCCAUUCGAUGUAAAACUUACAAACACAAAUAUUGAGCGACUUGAAUUCUUUUAUCCUGUUUCUUAUGACAAAUUUUUAGAAGAGAAGAAACAUUUUAAUAUUUGUCCUUUUGUAAAAUACACAAAAGAAGACAGAAAAAAGUAUGGCAACACAAUUCCCCAAAAUGUGUGUUGUAUUGACAACAACUGUUUUAAAAAUUGUGAGGAAGAAGUGAUAACCAUCCCAAAUAACAUUCGAGUUAUUUUAAAUAAGGCUUUUACAUCAGCACAUAUCCGAGAAAUUGAAAUACCAAAUUCUGUGACGUUUCUUGGCGAUAGCGUGUUCGAUGGAUGCACCAAUUUAACACGUGUUGAACUUCCAUCUUCACUUCAACACAUCCCCGAACAAACUUUUAAAAAAUGUGUGUCUUUAAAAGAAGUUAAAAUACCAUCAUCCAUCACUGCAUUUGGAAGUGACUGUUUUGGUCCGGACUGUGGGAUGGAGUCCAUUGUUGUUGCACCAAAUAUUUGUGUUUCGUUUUAUGCAUUUGAAUUUUCCAAUCUAAAUCACAUUGAAUUUGUUGGUCAAUCAAUCAUAGCAGAUCAUGUGUGCGACCAUUGUUUGUUAUUGAAAAGUGUGAAAAUGGACACCACUGUAAAGGUCAUUGGAAGUUACGCGUUUCUUCAUUGUGAAAAACUUGAGGAUAUCAAUGUCCCAUCAUCACUUCAAAUUAUCAACACAUCCGCUUUUGAAAAGUGCACUUCUUUAAGCAAAUUUGUAAUUCCAAAUAAGCUUCUGUGUAUCAAUGCACGUGCAUUUUAUAAUUGUUCCAAUAUAAAAGAAUUGAAUUUCCCAGAUAACACCAAAUUUUGUGUUAUUUGGAAAUAA